AAAGGCAAAGCUGAAAUUGCGAGAAGAGCUGAGUAUCGGAGAGUUGGCAUAAAAAGAACAAAACAAACAAACCCAGUGAGACAGAGACAGACAGUCACAGAGAGGUUGACUUCAAGAGAAAAAGAGAGAGAGAGCAGCAAAUCUCAUGAAUGAUAUGGACAUGGGUGCACAAAGAAUUUCCCUCAAAUACCAAACUCUAAAUUAGGCACAAUCAAAGAUGCAUUGUGGCCUUCAUAUAACCAAGACUGAUACUAAGAAAGUUUCAGAGGAAGGAAAAGACUCCUUAUCAAGAAAAUUUCAACAAGAACUUGGUUUUAGCACUUCUUUAGAGGAUCGUGGAGUGUUUUCUAUCGCGAGGUGUCCUAUUCUUACAUUUCUUACCCUUGAAUCUGAUGGACACUGGAGGAUUUUUGCAGUACCGCUGCAAAGUCCAGAUCAUACUAAUCACAUGGGAUCUGGAGUUCAGGUAAAUAUGGACAGUCUGCACAUGGUUUCUCCGCCAUCUAGUUCAUACAGGGAUCGACAAAAUGUGUGGAAAGGACCUCCAGCUGAUGGUACUUACUCUGUCGAGUCAUAUACAACCAGAAGCUUUCCUGGGUCGAAUGUGCAACGACAAUCUCGAAACAAGGCCUUGACAAAUAAAGCAACUAAAUUGAAUGAGCUUUCCAACAAUUCUUCUCAUCAGAAUUCGUUUAUCUGCAGCAACUCCCCAGGCUUGAACCAAAAUGGCUCAAAGGCUAAUAGUUCAUCUGAUCUGCCUAUUAACAGUUCUCAACUAGACAAGGCUGUAAAGAGAAAUUCAAAAAAAAAGGCUAGAAAGAAGAAGAAACAGAGUAUGAAGCUUUUGAGUGACUCUGGCUCUACUGAAUUGGAAGUCCUCUCUGAGGAAUAUGCCCAUGGAAGUCCAACUUCUGAAACCUGUGGUAAUACUGAUUUGGGUCAUAGGGAUGGACCAUUAUCAUCAGACAAUCUGUUUCAAACCAAAGAUUCCAUCUUUGAUGGAGUGGAGCAUACACAUUGUGUACAGAUUAGCUGUUAUGAUGAUAUGUAUUCCAAAGGUUUGUCUGAUAUGCAUGACUCCUUAGUGUUGGAUUCAGUUUCCGUUGGUUCAAACAGUGAUGAUAACAUUCACGCCGUUCAUGAUGUACAGCAAUCUGAAAAUGAAAGUUUCGGAAUUAGUGUUUCUGAACCACCAGGUUUUAAUUCCAGUAAGGAAUGUCUCUCUCAUCAAAGCUCAUUAAAUUGUGCUGUGGAUACCAAAGAUCACACCGAGAGAAAAAAAUGUGGUAGUCAAGUUGGUAGCUGUAGUGAUAUGCAAGUGGUUUUACCUGGCAAGAGAGGCAGGCAAAACAAAACAUCCCCCACCAGUUCAAGUGUCCACAGAUUUGGAAGUGUAAGAUAUAUGCAUGGCCGUACGGGGAAAGAAAACAAUCAUUCUAUAUGGCAAAAGGUUCAGAGGAAUGAGGCCAGUGGAUGCAAUGGGGAAAUGAAGAAAGUUAGUCCAGUUUGCUCGCAAUUUGAUGUCACAUUGAAAGAGGCUCCUUUGCUUAAAGGAAUAUCUAAUGAUGAUGUGACUUUGUUAUCAAAAAGUGUAGAUAAGAAACAUUUAAAAGGUAAAGUUUCUAGGAAGUUGAAAAGAAAAGGUAUUCCAGCUACAAAACAAGACUAUGGUUAUUCCAGGAAGGGUUCUCAAAUUGAUAAGGCCGGCUCAAACUGUUGUGCAAAAAUUAUUAUGCAACAGAAUGAAAUAAAAGAUUUCUCAUCUCGGCUGAAUGAUCAAACAGGAUUGAGCUGUGUUUCAAGAUCUUGUUCUCAGUGUAAUUCUCAUGGGGCUACAUUCCAGAGCAACAGAGCUGAAAAUAUCACAUCCGAAUCUGUUUACGGCACACAAGUACAUCCAGAUGAGUUGGAGCCACCUGAAUGUAACACUGUUUCUAGUACCAACAAUUGUAAUACAGGAAAUCAGGAAAGCUCAUUAUCAAAAUCAUGUGACUCAGAUCAGUCAAAUCUGCUUGAGGUGAAGUUUCCCGUGUACCUUCCUCAUCUUUUAGUUAAUGAAGUUGGCCCAGUUCAGAAAGAAAUUUCUCUUGCGGAAUACAAUAAGCCAAGCCACAGUAUUGGAUCUAUUUCACAGAGAUGGAUACCAAUUGGGAUGAAGGAUCCUGGCUUUACCAGCUCUGCUAGAUCUGACUGCUCAUCAAUGGAUUAUUCUGAUGUGCCAGCUGCUGAAUUGAAAAACACUGUUGAACGUAAAACGGCUUCCAGUUCUCAAAAUCUUGUUUCUUCAUUAAAUGGAGUAACGUGCAGGGGUAAGAACUCAGGAGAUCUAAGUUCCCAUGAAGAUGAGGGUCAUACUCAGAAAUUGGGCAAUCAAGAUGCAUGCACACUUAAAGAGCAUAAUAACAAGCAUGUUGCAGGUAACUGCUUCACUGUUGAAUCAAAAGAUCAACGUGCAUUUGAAACCAACUCAUAUAAGAUUGCACAGGCAGUGAAUAAUGCCUGUAGGGCACAACUAGCAUCUGAAGCUGUUCAAAUGGCCACUGGUUGUCCAAUUGCUGAAAUUGAAAGACUUCUUCAUUUUUCUUCUCCAGUUGUUUGUCAAUCUUCCAGUUUGAUAGGCUGCCAGACAUGCUUGAGGGACCAGGUUGGGGGUGUGUCGCUCUGCAGACAUGAGAUACCUAAUGUUCCUUUGAGAUGCCUGUGGCAGUGGUAUGAGAGACACGGGAGCUACGGAUUAGAAAUAAGGGCAGAGGAUCAUGAAAAUAUGAAGAGAUUGGGUGUUGACUGUUUUGCUUUUUGUGCUUAUUUUGUGCCUUAUUUGUCGGCAGUUCAGCUGUUCAGAAACCAUAAAAAUCAUCCUAUUGAUACUAGCAAAAAAAAUCCUCGUUUUGAUGUUCAGGAGGCAUGUGAGACUAGUGAAACAUUGGAAAAACCGUCAAUUUUUUCAGUACUUUUUCCACGGCCUCGCACAAAAGACACAGGUGGUUUGCGGCUUGUAAAUCAGGUGCAUGAUUCAGAACAAUCUCCAGCUUCUGAUGAAGAUGAUGACACUGUUCAAUCAGUUGACAUGACAUGUUCCAGAGAUCUUGAGCCACUUUUUGAAUAUUUUGAAUCUGAACAGCCCCAGCAAAGACCGCCCUUAUAUGAGAAGAUUAGAGAGCUGGUUAGAGGUGAUGGACCUUCACAUUGCAAAGUGAAUGGGGAUUCGACUAAACUAGACUCCAUAAAUCUACAAGAUCUGCACCCCAGUUCGUGGUACUCUGUCGCAUGGUAUCCAAUUUAUAGGAUUCCGGAUGGCAAUUUUCAUGCAGCAUUUUUGACUUACCACUCACUCGGCCAUUUAGUUCGUAGAAGUGCCAAAUUUGAUAAGCCAAGUGCGGAUGCUUGUAUAGUAUCUCCAGUUGUGGGUCUUCAGAGUUACAGUGCUCAGGGUGAAUGCUGGUUCCGGCUUAGGCAGUCUGUGCUGAGCCAGACAGCAGAAACUGCUGGCUUAAACCCCUUUGGAAUCCUGAAGGAGAGGUUGAGGACACUUGAGGAGACAGCAUCUCUCAUGGCAAGAGCUGUUGUUAACAAAGGAAAUAUGACCUCCAUAAACAGGCAUCCUGAUUAUGAGUUCUUCCUCUCUAGGCGACGAUAGAGACUUUUUUCCAAUUUUCAUGAAGUAAUUUCUUCUAUUUAUCAAUAAGGUUGGCUACAUUUAGAUAGGAUCUAGCCCCAAAUAGGGUGUGAGAGAGGCUUGUUCUGUUUAUAUUCUUCAUGUUUUUCUCCUUUAGUGGUGGAAAUUGUUCCAGUUGUAUAUAACUCGUGGGUAUCUUUUUAACUUUACUGCCCUUCCUCUAAAGGAAAUGUAAAUCUCAGGACUUAUGUGUAGACAGGUAGACAGUAUAAUGCUGACUUUGAUUUAGCAGCUUCUUCAUGCUGUAAAUGCGUUCUCAAUUCAGAGUUUGGCUCUCCA
This is a messenger RNA of Quercus robur (English oak), 3955 nucleotides long. RefSeq lists its product as uncharacterized. The coding region runs from base 218 to 3637 and encodes 1139 amino acids. The transcript is spliced from 8 exons. Lineage: Eukaryota; Viridiplantae; Streptophyta; Magnoliopsida; Fagales; Fagaceae. The record is from RefSeq and is a predicted model, not a curated record.